Messenger RNA from Chara braunii, 4119 nucleotides. Lineage: Eukaryota; Viridiplantae; Streptophyta; Charophyceae; Charales; Characeae. The record is from the annotation of a GenBank genome assembly.
CGACUUCUUCUGCUGCAAUCRCAUCUUAUGCAGGUGGUCGUUGAUGAUCGAUGGAAGGACACUGUUUGRUCAACGAAGAAGAUUCGRGACGACRCYGCGGAGGUCACAGCAUGUGUCGGUUGUCCUCAAUGGUGGGAGGAUAUGAGAGCGCUGUGCAAGUUGUUGGAUCCCAUCAUGGACAUGCUGCAGAUGGUGGACAGCGACACGAGGCAGAUUGACAAGAUUCUGCGUCGGUACGACGAGAUGAUCGCVCGUUGUUUGUCUGCAUGUGCCGCUUUGGAGAAGGACGAGCAGGACGCGCUGCUUGAAGUGUUUGACAGAUGCCGCACCAUGUUCAAGUCGCUUGCUCAUGUUGCUGCCAUGAUGUUGGACCCCGAGUUUCAAGACCGCACGAUGCUAGAUGACGAGGAGAUGCAGCACGGUUUAAAACUCGCUCUGAUUCAGUUUGGGUACCCAGAACAUUCGGAUCAGCAUACCGAGGUCCUUACUGCCAUUGACAAGUUCCAUUCCAGGGAGCCGCCAUUCGACGAUGUGGCCAUGGACCUGGCGGCGAGGAGCUAUACCCAUCCAGCAUGUUUCUGGGAGUCGAAGGCGGAGAGGUUCCCGCACACGGCCUUCUUCGCUGGCCGGAUACUGCGUGUGUGGGCGACUGCGUCGCCUUGCGAGAGAGCUUGGUCCCGUUGGAGUUUCAUCCACUCCAAAUCUCGUAACAGAUUGGAGGUGGCGCGGGCCGAGAAGCUCGUGCGAUGCCAUUKGAACCUUCGGYUCCUCGACASGCAGGCUAUGUCGGACGAUGCUCCCAGUGACAGGCCACAUCCGUAUGGGAGCUGGGUGCACUACUGGCAGCAGGUGGAGGAGGAGGUGCCCACCGACCAGCAGCUUGUGGCAGACCGAGGAGCCCGUGUGACAGUCACUAAGGAGGAGUUGACGCAGGCGAGAGAGAGGAUGUGCGUCGUGUCUCACAUGGGAGCCACUCAUCGCUUGCGGGAGUCUGACAGGAGGAGGUGUCAUGGCGGCGGUCGCGGAGGUGGUCGUCGGGGCGGUCGCGGGCGAGGCGGGCGUGGAGGUCCUAGCGGGAGGCGUAGUGUAGCGAGUCGUGGAAGGGCAGUGGACGAGCUAGUACGCAAGCCUCGACAGCGAUGGGAGGAGGGAGACUUUUUGUACGAGAGCUCGUCCAGCGAUGACGAGGAUUUCUUCGGGACUGGCAGGCCUUCACAGGAUGGCGACAGCGAUUUCGACGACCGUCACCCGAACGUGGGCGACGAAGAUGGCGCCAGUGGCGAUGGUCACGGUGACGGAGGAGAUAGGCCACGACCAGCACAUGGUGACACGAUGCGCGCCGACGGGGCAGGGGGCGAGCACCGCACAGCAGUAGAUGACGCUCGAGAUGGAGUGCAUGAUGAUGGUUCACGACUUGUCUCGGGCGGUGACCUGAGGCGCUUGAAACGCGGACCAAGGGAAAAAGACACUAUCGCUUCACGUGUGCGCAAACGUCACGGUGGGAUUGCUAGCAUUCCACUAUCACGAGUCCCCGCAACUGGGCAGAUUCCUGUUUCUGAGGACUCUUUCAGCGAUCACGGCGGCGAGGAGCGGAUCGAGCUGCAUGGCGGGAGCGGUCAUCCACGAGGUCUACCCCAUGUGUCACCGCCCAAGCCACAACAGCCUGUUGUCAUCGAGCGUGGAUCGGAUGGGUUUCACGUGGCAGGAGGCGAUAUCGCCGAUAUGAUUACGAGCCCAAUGGUGUCUGCCACGCCCACAAUUUUUCGUGUUGGCAAACUACGCGAGGUGGCCCUUGGUUUGGCGGAGACGGCGACGCGACACCGCCGCGACGGUCAGCGCAGCAUCGCACAACGCAGUCUUUCUCAUUCGUUUGACGGCGCAGAGGAAGGGUCUCAUGGUGGGCCAGUUGACACACUYGAAAGAGAAGCAAGACCCCCAAGUCCGCCGUCAAACUUAGAGCAUCAUCCGAUUGCCGCGGCUGUCGGCGCAGAUGAGGGCGUCCCCGUCACAAACAGUGGCGCAGACGCGACAGAACAGCUUGUGGUUGGGUCAUCGGCGACAGCACGGCGCGACAGCGCCACUGUUUUGCCGACAGUGGCAUUUUAUGCCAGCGGGAAGAGUACUGAGGGGAUGGAUGAGCAGGGAGUCCGGAAUGUUGGUAGGCCAUCUGCACCGUCUAUGGGGAAACGAUCCAUUGGGAGUGUGGAUGGUGCUCGGCACACCGCCAUGGCCGAGUUUGAGGACCGACAGGGGAGUGCUAUGCCGUUGAAGACGUCUGAUGUCCAUGCUACGAGAGCCGCAAAGGCGAGUCUUUCUCGGGCAAGGAAGAAGGCCUCGGCAAGGAAGGCGUCACGUUCAUCCUCACAUAUGCGUUCCCGAGAGAGAGGAUCGGGCGUUGUGCAUCUCGAGGACGAAGAGAUUGCACCUGACGGCGACGCAUUGGAUGUUGGAGGGAGGGAUGCAACGACGGCGGAUAUCGUCAGCAGGGAGGGCACAGGGAAUGCAGUGGCAGGUCAGAAGAUAGGCGGCAGUGUACUUAUCAUCCACGACGACAGCACAGAUGUCGCCCCGGGAGAGACCACAGGCACUGAUGAUGCAGGGGACUCCGAUUACGUACCCAAACCACGGGCGGCAGAUGGAGAUGAUGGAGGAGGGCGACGAAGACCACUCAGCCGAGAGGUACAGAAAAGCUGUCGUAUGAUCCGCCUGUCCUCCAACCGAGUGCCUGAAGCGAUUGCCAUCGCUGAGUCCAUAUCAGAUUCGGGAGCAAGAAAGGAAGGAAGGACGGAAGCAAGGAAAAUGGCUCACGUUGGCAAGUACGCGGACGAGCUCAUCGCCACGGCGAAGAAAAUUGCGACCCCUGGGAGGGGUAUCCUCGCCGCUGACGAGAGCACGGGCACCAUCGGGAAGAGACUGGCCAGCAUCAACGUGAAGAAUGUGGAAUCCAACAGGAGGGCUCUGAGGGAGCUUCUCUUCACCGCUCCUGGGGCGAUGCAGUACAUCAGCGGCGUGAUUCUGUUCGAGGAGACGCUCUACCAGAAGACGGCAGACGGGAAGCCUUUCGUCGAUGUCCUCAAGGCGGCCGAUGUGGUCCCUGGCAUCAAGGUCGACACCGGCGUUGCGGCCCUGGCAGGCACGAAGGGCGAGACCACGACGCAAGGGCACGACGGGUUGGGCGCCAGGUGUGCCAAGUACUACCAGGCGGGCGCGCGCUUCGCCAAGUGGCGCGCCGUCCUGAAGAUCAGCGCAGACGGAUGUCCUACGCCUCUUGCAAUCCAGUCGAACGCGGAGGGGCUGGCCAGGUACGCGUCCAUCUGCCAGGAGAACGGGCUGGUGCCGAUCGUGGAGCCGGAGAUCCUGAUCGAUGGCACGCACGACAUCGAGAAGAGCGCCGCUGUGACGGAGAAGGUGCUGGCGGCGGUGUACAAGGCUCUGAGCGACCACCACGUGCUGCUGGAGGGCACGCUGCUGAAGCCGAACAUGGUGACGCCGGGAUCGGACGCUGCGAAGGUGGCGCCGGAGGUCGUGGGCAAGUACACGGUGAGGACGUUGCARAGGACGGUUCCCSCGGCCSUUCCCGGGAUCAUGUUUCUGUCGGGCGGGCAGAGCGAGGAGGAGGCGACUAUGAAUCUGAACGCGAUGAACGCCUUGGAAGCCACGACGCCAUGGACGCUGUCCUUCUCGUACGGCAGGGCGCUGCAGGCGAGCACGCUCAAGGCAUGGGGAGGCAAGGUGGAGAAUGUUGCUGCAGCGCAGAAGGCGUUCUAUGUGCGUGCCAAGGGUAACGGAGAGGCGACACUCGGCAAAUACAGUGGCGCUCCCGCGAUCGAGGGAGCGUCAGAGAGUCUGCACGUUAAGGACUACAAGUACUGAAGUGUGGGCGGGAUUCAUUACUAGUUACAGUAUAGGAAUCUGCAUCGGCGACUUCCAAGCCUCGUGUGGAGGCAGGCGGUUGAUCGCAUAUGCCAUCGUAGAAUAGAACAGUAGGUGAUCCAUAGCCAGACUUUCUCUGCGUUUGAUUCGGAUGAGAGGGCUAGGUCUAUACUAAGAGGUAGGGUCAGGUUCAGACAGCAGCUCGUUGCCUCGACUGCUGUGGCAUCCGUAGUUUGCCUUAAAGUU